AUGGCAAUCUCAUUAUCAAACUUCCUCCUCCCGCUCUUACUGCUACUAAAAAUCGCUACCUGCGCGACUGUCACAUAUGACUUCGACAUAGGAUGGACUUACGCGAAUCCCGACGGUCAGCAAACACGUCCAGUCAUCGGCAUCAACGGGCAAUGGCCUGUACCACCCAUUGUAGUCACGAAAGGUGACCAGGUCAUUGUCAAUGUCAAGAAUUCUUUAGGAAACGAGUCUACAAGUCUGCACUUCCAUGGCUUGUAUAUGAACGGUACUACUCACAUGGACGGCCCAGUCGCUGUUACACAAUGUGGGAUUCUUCCAGGUAACUCCUUCACAUACAACUUUACCGUCAGCCAACCGGGCACGUAUUGGUAUCACACCCAUGAGCGCGGUCAAUAUCCAGAUGGUCUUCGAGGUCCUUUUAUCGUACAUGAUCCCGAAGACCCAUACAAAGAUCUCUAUGACGAAGAAGUCGUUAUAACGCUUUCCGAUUGGUAUCAUGAACUUAUGCAUAAUCUACUAGCAGAAUUCAUCAACAUUGCCAACCCAUCCGGUGCGGAACCCGUGCCUCAAGCGGCACUGCUCAACGACACACAAAACUUGACUGUUAACAUUCAACCUGGGAAAACAUAUCUCUUCCGAAUGGUCAACAUGGGCGCUUUCGCUGCACAGUACGUAUGGUUUGAAGAGCAUACAAUGCGCGUUGUUGAAGUUGAUGGCGUGUACACUGAACCAAUGGACGCGGAUAUGAUCUACCUCACUGCGGCACAGCGAUACAGCGUCCUCGUCACCGCUAAAAACGACACCAAUUCCAACUUCGCUUUCGUGGGAAGCAUGGAUCAGGAUCUAUUUGAUGCCGUACCCGAAGGACUGAACCCGAAUGCCACAGGCUGGCUUGUCUACAACGAUACCAAGGAACUACCAGCGCCAAAAGAGGUUGCGGAGUUUGAGCCUUUCGACGAUUUCGAUCUGGUGCCGUACGACAAGGAAGAACUCUUGGACCAUGUUGAUCGUUCAAUCACACUAGACUUGAAGAUGGAUAACCUCAACGAUGGCGCGAACUAUGCCUUCUUCAACGAUAUUACUUAUGUCAGCCCCAAAGUACCCACCUUGUACACCGUCCUUUCCACCGGCCCCAACGCUACAGACCCUGUCAUCUACGGCAGUAACACAAACGCUUUCGUCCUUGCUCAGAACGAAGUUGUGGAAAUCGUAUUGAACAACGACGACCCUGGGAAACAUCCCUUCCAUCUCCACGGUCAUGCCUUCCAAGUCGUAACCCGCAGCGACGACGACGCAGGUUUUUACGACCCAAACAACGCACCAACUCCACACCCAACACCCAUGCGACGCGAUACUAUCCUCGUUCGACCAAACGGACACAUCGUUCUGCGUUUCCGAUCUGAUAAUCCUGGUAAGUACCUACCCUUUUUUAUCCAAGAAUCCAAAUUUCUGCAUCCUCAUGCCGAUACGACGUACACAUGA
This is a messenger RNA of Alternaria atra, 1482 nucleotides long. RefSeq lists its product as uncharacterized. NCBI's taxonomy places the organism in Eukaryota, Fungi, Ascomycota, Dothideomycetes, Pleosporales, Pleosporaceae. The record is from RefSeq and is a predicted model, not a curated record. The coding region runs from base 1 to 1482 and encodes 493 amino acids. Gene Ontology annotation, biological process: cellular response to iron ion starvation; reductive iron assimilation. Gene Ontology annotation, cellular component: high-affinity iron permease complex. Gene Ontology annotation, molecular function: copper ion binding; ferroxidase activity. The transcript is spliced from 4 exons.